UCCACAAGGACGAAAAAUGAUCGUAUCUUAGAGAUACUGUAUAUUAAAACUGUACCAAGUAUCUAAACAGGUGUAAUACUUUAAUACAAGUAAAAAAAAAAGCCUCAAUAGUCGAAGUCAUGGAAGUGACUAGGGAUCUCUAUCGCCGAUAUGAUCGCUCAAUGCACUCCCUACGAGAUUUCUAAAGGAGAUGGCUUCCCCGAAAACAUCUGCGACUCUUGCCUGCGAUGUGCACGAUCCGCCUUUGAUAUACGGCAGACAAUUGAAAAGAGCCACCAGAAGAUACUCCAGCUGAAGAACCGUGAAGUCUUAACCGCCAAUCUCAGGCAGGAUGUUUGCUCUCCUGAGAUUAAAAAACCGCACAAAUGUACCUACUGUCAAAAGGAGUUUAAGAAAAAAUGGAUUCUUCAGGAACAUAUGCGGGGAAAACACACGGGAGAGCGGCCGUAUAAGUGCCCCCAGUGCUCGAGUUCCUUUUCCUAUGUAAGUUCUUUAAAGGCACACAUCACAUUUUUGCACUCAGAAGAGAGACCGUAUAAGUGCUCCCAAUGCUCGAAGUCGUUUAAAAGAUCCUGUCACCUUCAUAGACAUAUCCGUACUCACACAGGGGAGAGACCGUUUAAGUGCUCUCAAUGUUCAAAGUCAUUUCCCAAUAACAGAAAUCUUCAGUUACAUAUCCGAACUCAUACGGGAGAGCGACCGUAUAAGUGUCCCCAAUGUCCACAGUCGUUUACCCAGAAAUCUAAUCUUAAGCCACACAUUCUAACACAUACGGGAGAGCGACCGCAUUCGUGCACCCACUGCUCGAAGUCGUUUUCCAAGAAACCAUUACUUGUGAUACACAUCAGAACUCACACGGGGGAGAGACCGUAUAAGUGCUCCCGCUGCUCGAAGUCCUUUGCCACACAAGCAGGUGUUCAAAGACACAAUCUAACUCAUACGGGAGAGCGGCCGCAUAAGUGUUCUCUUUGUUCGAUGUCGUUUUCCCAGAGUUCUAGUCUUUAUAGACACCUGUUAACACACAGGAAGAAUAAAAUUGGAAAUGAAAACGUCGAUCUGGGAUCAAUUGCUGGGACCUCACAGAAAAAAUAACGGAAUAGACACUGCCACCUAUAGUCUAAAAUCUUAUCUUAUUUUAUUUAAUAACCUUAAUUUAGUACGUCUUAAAACAUAUUUAAGUCCUUGAAAAAUAAAUAAAUUUCAUAUGAGCAAAAUCUCAAAUUCUUAAAAAAAAAACGAAAAACCUGUGCGUGUCUAAAACUAUAUCUAAUUUUAACUUAUAAUAAUUUUUUUUUAAUACGUUUUAAAAUAUAUUUAAGUCCUUUGAAAAUAAAU
Molecule: messenger RNA, 1335 nt
Organism: Drosophila kikkawai
Lineage: Eukaryota; Metazoa; Arthropoda; Insecta; Diptera; Drosophilidae
Source: RefSeq, a predicted model, not a curated record